AUGGAAGCGCCUGCAGUGGCGACGGAGGCAACGGCAGCUGCCUCCUCGUCCUCGCGCAAGCGGCCAGAGGAGACUUCCGAUGGCGACCGGCCAUCGAAGCGCAGAAGGCUCAGUCAGGCUUCCAUCCUUUGCAUGCGAGAGCUCUUCCGGACCGUCGUCAACGAUGGUGACAUGUCUGAGGACAAGCGCAUCCUCCUGCAAAAUGCUGGCGUGCUUCUCUCCCAGGUGGAUGGGAAAACCUGGGUCAGCUUCCCGGACAACCAAGGCGAACUCAAGGAGCUUUCAUCUCAGCAGCUGUCAAAGCUGCGACCCUUUUUGGGCGAUGUGGCGGAGGAGCUCAAGAAGCAGGAAGCACAAUUACUUUGCGAUGAGAGCGCAGGCUCGGACCAGUUUGACUGCCUGGAAUUGACGAAAGUCCCUUGG
Molecule: messenger RNA, 423 nt
Organism: Symbiodinium necroappetens
Lineage: Eukaryota; Dinophyceae; Suessiales; Symbiodiniaceae
Source: the annotation of a GenBank genome assembly